AUGACACUAGAUGUAAAAUGCAUGUUGGUUAAUAGAAUCAAAGACAGUCCCUAUUUUGCGCUGCAAAUUGAUGAGACAAAAGAUAUAACCAAUUUGCCAAAUUUGCUGUGUUACGUUAGGUAUGAAGACGGUAAUGGGGAUAUUUUUGUGAAGUUGAAUGGUUUUAUGAAUGAGCAUGAUGUGGAUUGGAACAAGGGCGUGGGACUUUAUACAUAUGGAACCGCUGCUAUGGUCGGGCGUCACGCUGGAGUUGUAGCUAGAGUAAAACAAGUGGUUGCCCAAGCAACAUUCACGCACUGUUGUUUGCAUCGAGAAGCUUUGGCAAGCAAAAACUGCCCUGAUAGCUUGAAGGAGGUUUUGAGUCAGGCUGUAAAAACA
Molecule: messenger RNA, 378 nt
Organism: Leptinotarsa decemlineata (Colorado potato beetle)
Lineage: Eukaryota; Metazoa; Arthropoda; Insecta; Coleoptera; Chrysomelidae
Product: zinc finger BED domain-containing protein 5-like
Source: RefSeq, a predicted model, not a curated record